This is a messenger RNA of Tinamus guttatus (white-throated tinamou), 764 nucleotides long. NCBI's taxonomy places the organism in Eukaryota, Metazoa, Chordata, Aves, Tinamiformes, Tinamidae. The record is from RefSeq and is a predicted model, not a curated record.
AUGUUAAAGCAGUGGACGUAUUGCAUGGUAAUGUCUUGCACAUUCAUUCUGCUAACAGCUAAAGGGGUGUAUCCUUAUCUACAGGAGAAAGACCGCAGCGCCGCCGUGGCGACCGCCUACAUCAUGAAGAGCGAGGGGCUGCGCUGGGAAGAGGCCUACGCUGUUGUUAGGGCCGCCAAACCCGACGUCGGGGUGAACCCGGGCUUCGAGGCGCAGUUGCGGCUCUAUGAGGCCAUGGGCUGCUCCGUGGAUGUGAGCAGCCCCCUUUACAAGCAGUAUCGCCUGCAGAUGGUCAUGGAAAAGUAUUUGGAGCUUCAAGACUUGCCCCAAGAAAUCUUUGCUGCUGAUCCAACCGGUAUGUGUCAAACUUCAAACACAGAGGUUCUCUACAGAUGUAGAAAAUGCAGACGCUCUCUAUUCCGUAGUUCCAGCAUUUUGUCCCACGUGGAAGGAAGCGGACCAACAGCCUUCGCUCACAAGAGAAUAACAGACGCAACUCAACUUCAUAAUCAUGGCUGUGAUAAAUGUACCUCUUACUUCAUUGAGCCUGUACAGUGGAUGGAGUCCAUAUUGCUGGGAGUCUUGGAAGGACAGCUCCUGUGUCCCAAAUGCACAUCGAAGCUGGGCUCCUUCAGCUGGCAGGGGGAGCAGUGUUCUUGUGGCCGCUGGGUGACUCCUGCCUUCCAGGUUCACAAAAGUAGAGUGGAUGAAGUGACAACAGUACUGGUUUGUGACAUCAGAGGUGCCAAAGUCUGACCUCUCUG